UGUUCAAAAACUAUCUGGAGUUGUCAAGGCUUCGGCGGACAGGGGCGAAAAGUAUAGUUUGUUGAUGCUUUUACGGAGAAGCGACGGGGAGAAGUUUGUGGACACAACAUAGCAGGGACCUAUUGGGAGAAGGCUCUCUCUCUCUCACACUCGCACACACACGCUCACACACACACUCACUGAGAGGGGGAGAGAGUGAGAGUGUGUGGAGACUCGGUUUGGUGCUGCUUGUUGUGUUUUUUUCCCUCCCAGUGAAAAGUUGCAGAGAAAAUCGACAGGUAACUUCAGCAGCGGCGGCAGCAGCGCUGUUCUCCUCCUGUCCUACCUCUGGUUUGUGGAGUUGUCUCUGUGUUUUUUCCUCUUCUGCCUGGGAGCUCCAACUAAAAGCUGUUCCUGAUGUAUAACAUGAUGGAGACUGAACUGAAGCCCCCCGCUCCCCAGACCAACACGGGGGGCACGGGCAACACCAACACGUCCGGCACCGGCACCAACCAGAAAAACAGCCCGGACCGGGUCAAGAGACCCAUGAACGCCUUCAUGGUGUGGUCCAGGGGCCAGAGGAGGAAGAUGGCGCAAGAAAACCCCAAAAUGCACAACUCGGAGAUUAGCAAGCGACUGGGCGCCGAGUGGAAACUUCUGUCGGAGAGCGAGAAGAGACCUUUCAUCGACGAAGCCAAGAGGCUGCGGGCCCUGCACAUGAAGGAGCACCCGGAUUACAAAUACCGGCCCCGGCGGAAAACCAAGACCCUUAUGAAGAAGGACAAGUAUACCCUUCCAGGCGGGCUGUUGGCCCCGGGAGGGAACGGGAUGGGAGCCGGGGUCGGGGUAGGGGUGGGAGCCGGACUGGGCGGUGGGGUGAACCAGCGGAUGGACAGCUACGCUGCGCACAUGAAUGGCUGGACCAACGGGGGCUACGGCAUGAUGCAGGACCAGCUGAGCUACCAGCACCCGGGGCUGAACGCGCACAACCCGGGCCAGAUGCAGUCCAUGCACCGCUAUGACAUGAGCGCCCUGCAGUACAACACCAUGACCAGCUCUCAGAGCUACAUGAACGGCUCGCCCACCUACUCCAUGUCCUAUUCCCAGCAAACCACGCCGGGCAUGACCGCUCUGGGUUCCAUGGGGCCCUCCUCGGUGGUGAAGUCCGAGUCCAGCAGCUCCAGCCCGCCCGUUGUCACCUCGUCGUCCCACCGGGCCGCCCCGGGCUGCCAAAGCGGGGAUCUGAGGGACAUGAUCAGCAUGUACCUGCCCGGGGCGGAGGUGAGCGAGCAGACCGCUCAGACCAGGCUACACAUGUCCGGGCACUACCAGAGCACCGUGCCCGGGACGACGAUCAACGGCACGCUGCCGUUAACACACAUGUAAGAGACACAGCAAAAAA
Molecule: messenger RNA, 1381 nt
Organism: Myripristis murdjan (pinecone soldierfish)
Lineage: Eukaryota; Metazoa; Chordata; Actinopteri; Holocentriformes; Holocentridae
Gene: sox2
Product: SRY-box transcription factor 2
Exons: 1
Coding region: 397-1365 (322 amino acids)
Biological process (GO): positive regulation of transcription by RNA polymerase II; neuron differentiation; negative regulation of transcription by RNA polymerase II
Cellular component (GO): nucleus
Molecular function (GO): DNA-binding transcription activator activity, RNA polymerase II-specific; RNA polymerase II cis-regulatory region sequence-specific DNA binding
Source: RefSeq, a predicted model, not a curated record